This is a messenger RNA of Penicillium antarcticum, 993 nucleotides long. RefSeq lists its product as uncharacterized. The transcript is spliced from 6 exons. The record is from RefSeq and is a predicted model, not a curated record. NCBI's taxonomy places the organism in Eukaryota, Fungi, Ascomycota, Eurotiomycetes, Eurotiales, Aspergillaceae. Bases 1 to 993 code for a protein of 330 amino acids.
AUGCCAGAGAUUCACUCCAAGUCCAUUUACCAUGGCCUUCCCGUAUUCUCUAGCGAGAUCAAAGGUCUCACAGCUAUUGUAACUGGGCCUAGUGGUAUCUCCGGCCAUCAAAAGCUCAAGGUUUUCUGUAAAACCCGCGUCGCUGGCAGAAAUCUACGCUCUCAGUCGUCGGCCUCAUGGCUAAGUGCGAGAGGUGUUUGUGCAGUUUAUGUCUUCUGUUUUGCGUAUAUUCAACCGGCUCCCAAGGGAGCAGGGCUCUGGGGGGCGGAGGAAGAGAUGGUGAACGUUAACCAGAACCUGCUUGUGAACUUCCUCUCAAGUCUAAAUUUGAACAAUACAAUUCCCAAGCGGGUGUUGUUGCAGCAAGAAUCUAAGUAUUACGGUGUACACUAUGGUCCCGCGAGCUGUCCCCUAGAAGAGACAGAUCCUCGAGUCCUGACCGGGCCAAGUUUUUACUGUGACCAGGAGGACUACCAGAAAGCUUUCGCCGAGGAGCACCAGAUCGGCUGGAACACCACGCGACCAUUCCACAUCGAGGAGAUACUUCAACAACCUCUGGAAUACCACAGUAGCCUCAAGGCGUGGGAAACAAACGUGUCGAUCUCAAGCGCACAGGCGAAUGGGCAUCUUGUAGAGUGGGCUGUCCUGACCGAAGAGACCAAGAACGAGAGAUACCGUGGAGUGGCCCUGGUACAAGCGAUGAAGCCCCCUACGCGACAAUCACGCUUCCCACCGAUCCACCGCACGGUUAUGGUCCUCCCAACGUGGGUAACUUCCGCUUCAAUUGGGCAAAUUGGGCGAACGGCGAAUUGGACGAAGACGCCGGAGGUUCAGAAAGCGUGGGCUGAGAUCGCUGAGAAGCAUGGACUGCGGGAGGAGUUUGGGGACUUUGAUCGCGUCGUUGGUUUCGCCGACCUUCUCUUGGCGCUGACGUGGUCAAUUUCUUUGAGCAUGUCAAAGGCCAAGAAGAUGCGGGUAUUUCGGGUUUGUUGA